This is a messenger RNA of Trematosphaeria pertusa, 783 nucleotides long. RefSeq lists its product as uncharacterized. The record is from RefSeq and is a predicted model, not a curated record. The transcript has a single exon. Lineage: Eukaryota; Fungi; Ascomycota; Dothideomycetes; Pleosporales; Trematosphaeriaceae. The coding region runs from base 55 to 501 and encodes 148 amino acids.
CAGUGACACGCCACUGUUCUAUACCUGCAGCAGCAGAGUCUACCACUGCUGUAUAUGUCCGGGCCCGCUCCCUAUCACGCUAGCCCGCGACGGUUUCGACAUUACUGUGUUCUUAUUGCAUCGGCAGAUCUUUGCGCGCGGGCGUUGACGAGGGACAUCAUCGGCGGACGGCAAACUCCCUACCCAUCCCGCCAGCAUCAACUUUUGUGCGCCCGGGCCAUCAACCUCCCUCUCCUCCCUCUUCCCUCUCCCUCCACCGCAACCAGCUCCUGUCUACCGUCUCCGCAUCCCCGUCUCUCGUUCACGCGCCCUCGCUGCGAGUACCGCAUCGGCUGCUACCCGCGUCCUGUGUCUGGUAAGUCACUGCACCUGCACACCCCUGCCCGGGCUCCCGAGGCGCCGGGAGAAAUUGCGGCCGCGAGCCUCCAGCCCGCCAGACUCGACGCCGGGAAAGCUCUCAGGAGACGCAAUUGCCCUCUGUCAGCUCCUCCGUGCCUGUGAAAGGUCGCGAGACCGUGAUCGCCUCCAUACACCGCCGCAUCGCCCAGCCCUCAUGUUGCCCCCACAACACCAACGUCACGUCCUACAGAUCCGCACCCUGCGCUCGCCGCCUCCGACAACGCUGAAGACUCCAUUCACAAUUGCAAGGCGCUAACUCCCGCCUUUGAAACAGAUCGACAGACGAGUCACUCAUUGAAACACCUCUCCCGUCAGAGCACUGCAAGCUCUCGACCGAGCACACCUCGCAUCCUCGUUCGUUCACACCUCACCGAGAGCCACCGC